AUGGCGGGGCGCGCGGCGGCCGGUAAAGUUGUUAGGCUUUUGGACAAACACGCCUUUUCUCUUCUGCGGAUGACUAAAGGAACGCGUUGGCCGAUCAACAGAAGGCUGUGCAGUAAACCUCAGGAAGGUGCAGCUCCAAAGACAAGCAGUGGGACUUCGAAUCCCUCCUUCAGAUUGCCUGGACACAAGCCCUCUGAAUGGGACAAGAGGUUUUUGCUAUGGACGGGCCGUUACAAGAAAGCAGAAGACAUACCAGAAACCAUGUCGUUCGAAAUCAUCGACGCCGCAAGGAACAAGAUGCGUGUGAGGAUGGGCUACGUGAUGAUCGUGUUGACCAUCGUGGGCUGCAUAGUCAUGGUCAUUUCAGGAAAACAGGCUGUUGCAAGACACGAAUCCCUGACGAGCCAGAACUUGGAGAAGAAAGCUCGCUGGAGACAAGAGGCCGAGAGCGCAGCGGCAAAGCCCUAACCAAGAAUGCUGGGGCAUAACCUGCUG
Euleptes europaea (tarantolino) is the source of this 495-nucleotide messenger RNA. RefSeq names its product family with sequence similarity 162 member A (gene FAM162A). The transcript has 5 exons. NCBI's taxonomy places the organism in Eukaryota, Metazoa, Chordata, Lepidosauria, Squamata, Sphaerodactylidae. The record is from RefSeq and is a predicted model, not a curated record. Bases 1 to 468 code for a protein of 155 amino acids. Gene Ontology annotation, biological process: positive regulation of release of cytochrome c from mitochondria; cellular response to hypoxia; neuron apoptotic process. Gene Ontology annotation, cellular component: mitochondrion.